This is a messenger RNA of Opisthocomus hoazin, 390 nucleotides long. Lineage: Eukaryota; Metazoa; Chordata; Aves; Opisthocomiformes; Opisthocomidae. The record is from RefSeq and is a predicted model, not a curated record.
AUGACCUGCCGGUAUUCGGCACAGCAUCUUCCGAGACCUGACUCGGCUGCCGGCACACUAGCUGGAAAUGCUCCACUUGUGCCACAAGAAGCAACGGACCUGCUGCCCAGGAGACCUGGAGCUCAGGAACUAGAGCUGGAGGCGUUUCGCCGUACCAGCUUCGCCUUUCCUGCUCCCCGGCUGGACAAGGCUGCGCUCGUGCUCCUCAGGCCCUGUUGUCAGCGGUCCCGGGGAGAAGAGGGUCGGCAGGCGGCCGAUUUAGCCCAGCCCCCCCGAACAGCUGUGUCAUCGGAAGCGCUGAGGAACGGUCUGGUGGCCACAGAGGUGCUGAUGUGGUUUUACAUUGGGGAAAUCAUAGGCAAGGGCGGCCUGAUCGGGUACAACGUCUGA